AUGGCGUUGAAAGCGGGAUAUGCUACCCAAACAAUUAAAUUUGAUACCAUAAUGGAGUCCAUUAAGCAGGUGGAAAUUGAAGCCAUUAGGAAGAACAAGAAGGUGACGGGGAAGGAUGGCAGGGAAAAAGAUUAUCUUCCAUACACAUACCUAAUGAGCGAGUCUAUGGAUAUGUGGACCCAGUCACAUGAUAGUGGGAGACAUUUUAGGGAAAUGACAACCAAUAUAUCAGAGUGCUUCAAUGGUGUACUGAAAGGUGCAUGGAGCCUUCCUAUUGCCGCAAUGGUUGAGGUCACUUGGUCCAAACUUGUUGCAUAUUUCUAUGACCGGCAUAAAGAAAUUACUCAUGAUUUAUUGGAGGGUAAGAGAUGGAGUACAUAUGCCAUGUCCACGUGGUUGGAAAAUAGGCGUAAAUUUGAGAAACACUAUGUCAAGGCAUUUAGCAAUGAACAUGCAAUAUAUCAAGUGUUUACUUCAAGCAACAAGUGUAGCACUGGAGGGGGAAACCACCGUUAUGAAGUUCGGUUACUGGAAAUAACAUGCAGUUGUGGGAAAUGGCAAAACAUUAAGAUCCCGUGUUCACAUGCAAUUAGAGUAUGUGAUGUGCUAAAAAUUGAUUCGACCACAUAUAUUCACCCAUGUUAUAGUUUGGAGUAUGCCUUUAACACUUAUUCACAUGCAUUUGCGUUUCCUAAGUUAGAGUCAUUGUGGAGGGAUUCCAUAGGGCCAAAGUGGUUGCUUAAUCCAGCAUUGUUGCAGGCCAAAGGUCGACCAGUGAAGUCAAGAAUAAGGAAUGAGAUAGAUAGAGUGAGAAAUAAGGAUCGAGAAUUGGGAAGGCGAAGGGAGGAUGCAGAUUUGAUAGAGAGUCAACCUAAGCAGAUAUGUGGACUGUGUCAUGCUUCCGAACAUAACCGCAGAAAAUGUCCGCAGUCCCGUGGCGCUUCGACAAGCGGUCAUGUUCCAAACUAG
This is a messenger RNA of Quercus lobata, 969 nucleotides long. RefSeq lists its product as uncharacterized. The record is from RefSeq and is a predicted model, not a curated record. Bases 1 to 969 code for a protein of 322 amino acids. Gene Ontology annotation, molecular function: zinc ion binding. The transcript has a single exon. Lineage: Eukaryota; Viridiplantae; Streptophyta; Magnoliopsida; Fagales; Fagaceae.